Molecule: messenger RNA, 997 nt
Organism: Malurus melanocephalus (red-backed fairy wren)
Lineage: Eukaryota; Metazoa; Chordata; Aves; Passeriformes; Maluridae
Product: tubulin beta chain-like
Exons: 4
Coding region: 21-599 (192 amino acids)
Biological process (GO): mitotic cell cycle; microtubule cytoskeleton organization
Cellular component (GO): cytoplasm; microtubule
Molecular function (GO): GTPase activity; GTP binding; structural constituent of cytoskeleton
Source: RefSeq, a predicted model, not a curated record
CAUUGGGGACACUGGGGACAAUGAGCACCUACCAUGGGGACAGUGACCUGCAGCUGGACAGGAUCAGCGUCUACUACAACGAGGCCACCGGUGGUAAAUACGUGCCCCGGGCCAUCCUGGUGGAUCUGGAGCCCGGCACCAUGGACUCGGUGCGCUCCGGACCCUUCGGACAAAUCUUCCGACCCGACAACUUCGUGUUCGGCCAAAGUGGCGCGGGCAACAACUGGGCCAAGGGUCACUACACAGAGGGCGCCGAGCUGGUGGACUCAGUCCUGGACGUCGUCCUCGUGGAGUGGAUCCCCAACAACGUGAAAACGGCCGUGUGCGACAUCCCCCCGCGCGGGCUCAAGAUGGCCGUCACCUUCAUCGGGAACAGCACGGCCAUCCAGGAGCUGUUCAARCGCAUCUCGGAGCAGUUCACCGCCAUGUUCCGCAGAAAGGCGUUCCUCCAUUGGUACACGGGAGAGGGCAUGGAUGAGAUGGAGUUCACCGAGGCCGAGAGCAACAUGAACGACCUGGUGUCCGAGUACCAGCAGUACCAGGAUGCUACGGCUGAGGAGGAGGAGGAUUUCGGGGAGGAGGCUGAAGAGGAGGCCUGAGGGUGGUCAGCGGUGUCCAUUUGUCCAUUUGUCCAUCAGUGUUGUCCUUCAUCGUCAUCCGUGGUGGCAGCGGAGUCCCCGACCCUCAGCUUUAUCCUCAAAGUCGCCAAAUUUUCGUCAUGGUCAUCGCUGAAGAACCCCAAAAUUGGUCAUCGUGGUCAGUCCUGAAGAGUCUCAAAUAUUGGUUAUGGUCAGUCCUUGACCAUCAUCAUGGUCAUCAUAGAAGAAUCCCAGCAUUGGUCAUCAUGGUCAUCCUUGAAGAAUCCCAGCAUUGGUCAUCGUGGUCAGUCCUUGAAAAGUCCCAAAUCUUGGUGAUGGUCAGUCCUGGACUUCUGUUGUGGUCAUCACUGAAGAACCCCAACAUUGGUCAUCAUGGUCACUCCAUGAAAAGUCUCAAA